Coffea eugenioides is the source of this 3413-nucleotide messenger RNA. Its product is annotated as putative inactive disease susceptibility protein LOV1. The record is from RefSeq and is a predicted model, not a curated record. Bases 26 to 2980 code for a protein of 984 amino acids. Gene Ontology annotation, biological process: defense response to other organism. The transcript is spliced from 3 exons. Lineage: Eukaryota; Viridiplantae; Streptophyta; Magnoliopsida; Gentianales; Rubiaceae. Gene Ontology annotation, molecular function: ADP binding.
UCCGCAGGCUACUGAUUUUGGGAAGAUGACCGCUGUGGCAAGCAUCUCAGCUGCCGUGAGGAGGCUUCAAGAAUUGUUGCUCGACGAAGCGAGACCUUUAGGCCAGUUAGAACCGGAGGUCAAGAGCACUGUGUUGCCGAGACUGCAGGAGUCGGAGGAAAUGUUGAUGGGGCUACCAGCCCAUAAAAUAAGAGUAAAAGGAGCCCAGGAUGAUCUGGAGUUUGGAAGAACGACCAGAAGUCUGUUGUCUUCUAUUGAGGAUAAGGUGGAAUCGUAUGCCCUCCAACUUGGAUCUGCAACUAGCAGUAGUCGUGAAGCAUGUUGCGGUGGUGGUGGUGGUGAGAAUACAGCGUUUGGGAAGCUCGUAGCUGACUUGAAAGUUUCUGUUGAUGGACUCAAGGAUUGCGUUACAUCCUACUGUGCACAACAAAAUCAAUAUCAACAGAAUCGAAAGCUAGGACAAAGGUCCCAAUGGCUCGUCUCUCGAGCAAAUUUCUCUAGCGGCCGCUGGGGAGAUGAAGCUUUUGGAUUGGAGGAGGAAGUACUUGAGCUGACAAAGGUUUUAGUAAGUGAGGAGACUGAUCCCAGGGUUGUUUUCAUAGUCGGAAUGGGUGGAAUCGGCAAAACAACCCUUGCCAAGAAACUGUUCAAUCACCCUGAUGUUCGGCAUCAUUUUAAGGGUUUCGCCUGGGUCUAUGUCGGUGGUCACUGGAGCACCGGAGAUAUCUUGAUAACUAUACUCGACCAACUGUCCUCCUUGCCGAGGAAGAAACGGGAGUCGAUGAUGAAAUCCGAGGAACUGGAGCUGGCCCCACAGGUGUUCACAAUUCUACAGCGAAAAGGUUGCCUGGUCGUUUUGGACGACUGUUCCGACCGUGAACUCUUGGAUAUCCUAAGCAUUGCCUUCCCAUUUGCGGUGAGGAGUGCUAGUGCUAGCAAAUUCAUUCUCACCACUCGAAACCGGAAUUUAAGCAGAUUUCUUGAUCCAGGUGCAGUAUACAGCUUGCGCAUGGAAUCACUGAAUGAAAAGAAGAGCUGGGAUCUACUCUCUCAUAUUUGGCGCAAGCUAGAGGAGGGUCCGUUCCCAGGGAAACUGGUGCCAAUUGCAUGGGAAAUAUUAGCUCGAUGCGAAGGCUUACCAUUGGCUAUCAUUGUACUGGCGAGCAUGUUAAGAACUGAAAGGGAAGGUGAGCGGGUGCUUCACAAUCUUCUUCAGAGCCGCCGCCAGAUGGAUGGAUUUCCCAUAGGCUUUCAUUGCCUACUGUCAGCUUACUACGCUUUGCCACUGCGCCUAAAGGCGUGCUUUCUUUAUUUGGGAAACUUCCCAAACAAUUCAAGAAUACAAGUAGAGAAGUUGUGCCAGCUUUGGAUUGCUGAAGGUCUGAUAUCAGCUGAGGAUGGGGCAAGCGAAGAAACAAUGAUGGAUGUUGCAGCAAAAUAUUUCGGCGAAUUGGUAGCAAGGAGCUUGGUAACUCUGGAAGAAGAUGAAGUGUCAGACUUAAGGCUCAUGUCCGGCCACAUUCAUGGCCUGAUAAGAAGUCUCUGCAUAACAGAGGGAAGAGAGGACGAAUUUUUUGAGAUCAUGCCUGGCUCGGAACCAUAUAUGAUUUCAAAAGCACAAAGAUGUGCUAUAUAUUUCGAUAAGUAUUACAGCGUAUCAAAUGUUACCCCCUCUGCUAACCUUCGGUCUCUUUUAUGCCUCAACUCUGAACAAUCAGGGCAAGGAUCUAGGUGGCCACAGGGACUUUUUGAUUUCAGAAAACUUAGACCGCUAAGAGUUUUAGAUUUUGACAGAGUUAGUUUUCAAGAUGGAAAUCUUCCUCAAGGAGUAGGAAAUUUAGUCUUCUUGAGAUACUUGAGUUUUCGAGGAUGUUACCUGGAGGAUUUGCCAUCAUAUAUUGGCAACCUUUUGUACUUGCAAACCCUCGACCUAAGGGUUCAAAAAGAUUGCAUAAUGACCAUUUCAAAUGUCAUUUGGAAGCUUGAGCGAUUAAGACAUCUGUAUUUCCCUCUAGCAUUUCAAACUCCUGAUCAUGGUGGAAUGUUGAAACUGGACAGCUUGAGACAACUAGAGAUACUAGAGGGAUUGGAUACAAGUGUGUGCAGAGCAAAGGACCUCAUAAAGCUGACCAACCUUCGGAUUCUAGCAGCAACAGCAGAAGGAAACCUCGAGGACUUGGAGCUCAUCAUCCGCUACAUAGGCAUCAACUCAAGCCACUUGAAGAGGACAUCGCUCGACAUUAAAAAGUUUGAUUGUUACUCUGAGGAACGGCUGUCUUUCAUAAAAAGAUUAUUCAGCUGUCCUCUUCUUGAUACUCUGCAAAUAGAAGGGCAUAUAGGAAAAAUGUCAGACAUUGGUAAAGGUAAUAUGUUAGACAUUGGUACAAUAUCUCCUAGCUUUACCAAGAUUGUGUUAAAUGGUUCUGAACUUGAUCAAGACCCUAUGCCAACACUGGAGAACCUUCCCAACCUGAGGAUCCUUGUCUUGGAAGUCGAAGCAUACGCAGGAAAGAAAUUGCAUUGUUCUGAUACAGGUUUUCCUGAACUCAGGAGUUUAAAGCUCUCCAAGUUGUACAACUUAGAAGAAUGGGAGGUGGACAUAGGAGCAUUGCAAAAGCUUUCUACUUUAGAGGUUUCCAUGUGCAGGAGAAUGAAAAAGCUUCCUGACGGAUUACAAAGCAUCAUUACUCUCAGAAAGCUGAAGGUCAGCAUGAUGCCACAACAAUUCUUAGGCAGGCUACGAAUGAAAAAUGGCAGAGGAGGAGAAGAUCGUCACAAAAUCAACUCAAAGUGUUCAAUAGAAUUUGGAAAUGAUGAUCCUUGGCUUGAGUCUACCAUUUCAGCAUGUCAGCAAAACAAUUCCUUUGAUGGCAGAAUCACCGAAUCUCAGACUUCAAGUUCCACUCAUAGUCCAAACCUGACCGGAAGUUUUGCAUGCUUACCAGAAACUGAAAGGGAAAGAGAUGUUUACCUUCAAUGAUGCCCGUUGAGAAAAUGUACCAAAUUGUGAACUUUCAUCUCCGCUUUAACUUUCUUGUGCCCUGCUCCAACAUUGUGGCAUGGCCUAGGUAUGCUCUUCUCAGAAGUCAGGCCAGAGAAGAAAGAUGGAUAUCUGUCAAGCUCAAGCUGCAGACACUGUCAGAAGUUCAGUCUGGACUCCAAGAAACGAAUUGGAGGAGGAUUUUUACCUUAACGAGAGUUGCACUAGCCAAUCCCUGUUCUUCAGGAAAGGCUUCUUUCUUGCACCGUAGUCUUCACAUCACUCACCAAAUGCCCUGCUUCAAUAUUUUGCCAUUGGUUAAGUGAGUUUUCAAUUGUUAAUUUGAACUUCAUCAUGUCAAAGGCUUUCACAUAUAAAAGCUGUAUUCUGAAUUUCCGUUGUUGUAUUUCUAUGUAAUAGUAAAUGAGCUCAU